Molecule: messenger RNA, 936 nt
Organism: Fragaria vesca subsp. vesca
Lineage: Eukaryota; Viridiplantae; Streptophyta; Magnoliopsida; Rosales; Rosaceae
Product: serine/threonine-protein kinase Aurora-3-like
Exons: 6
Coding region: 1-936 (311 amino acids)
Biological process (GO): protein phosphorylation; mitotic spindle organization; regulation of cytokinesis
Cellular component (GO): spindle pole centrosome; spindle microtubule; chromosome passenger complex
Molecular function (GO): protein kinase activity; ATP binding
Source: RefSeq, a predicted model, not a curated record
AUGGCAAAGAGGAAACCCGAACCCGAACCCGAAAACCCAGAACCCCAGAAAACCCUAAACAGAGGCGAUUCGGCGGAGAGAGAUACCACACCCGAAAACCCAGAAGAGUCGCCGGAAACCCGAAAGUGGUCCCUGAACGACUUCGAGAUCGGAAAGCCGCUGGGCAGAGGCAAGUUCGGUCGGGUCUACGUGGCCCGGGAAGUCAAGAGCAAAUACGUCGUCGCAUUGAAGGUUUUGUUCAAGAAGCAGAUAGAGAAGUACAACAUUCACCACCAGCUGAGGAGAGAGAUGGAGAUUCAGACCAGUCUGAGGCACCCAAACAUUCUGCGUCUCUAUGGCUGGUUUCAUGAUGAGGAGCGCAUCUUCUUGAUUCUCGAGUAUGCUCAUGGCGGCGAGCUUUACGGGCUUUUGAGGGAGAAUACUUGCCUCACUGAGAAACGAGCCGCCACUUAUAUAUUGAGCUUGGCGCAAGCUUUGGUGUAUUGUCAUGAGAAAGAUGUGAUUCAUAGGGACAUAAAGCCGGAAAACUUGUUGCUUGAUCAUGAGGGUCGAUUGAAAAUUGCCGACUUUGGCUGGUCAGUACAGUCGAAAAACAAGAGACACACCAUGUGUGGAACUCUGGAUUACUUAGCUCCAGAACUGGUGCAGAACAAAGCUCAUGACUACGCAGUUGAUAACUGGACCUUGGGCGUUCUUUGCUAUGAGUUUCUCUUUGGUGUUCCUCCCUUUGAGGCCGAAAGUCAGAAAGACACAUUUCAGAGGAUAGUGAAGGUUGACCUGAGCUUCCCUGCCACCCCUCAAGUUUCUGCUGAAGCCAAAGAUCUCAUCACCAAGCUUCUGGUGAAGGACACCUCAAAGAGGCUCUCUCUUCAAAAGAUCAUGGAACACCCAUGGAUUAUUAAGAAUGCAGAUCCUACAGGUAUCUGCAAUAACUAG